AGCUGACCGCCGCCGCCGCCGUGGAGAAGGAGUCGGCAAAGGGGGACCAGACCGCUGCGUUGACUCAGACCGUGCUUACAAUGACAUUGUGUUGAGAGCAAAAUGUUUCCUCUAAAGGAUGCCAAGCUUGGAGCCUUCACUUUCUUUGCUUCAGCACUUCCGCACGACGUAUGUGGCAGUAAUGGACUUCCACUCACUCCAAACUCCAUUCGAAUUCUUGGACGUUUUCAGAUCCUCAAAGCCAUUGCACACCCGACGCUCUGCCAGUAUGUGGACAUAUCGCGUGGAAAGCAUGAAAGACUGGUGGUUGUCACUGAGCACUACGAGAAGAGUUUGGAAGAUUUAUUAAAAGAAAGAAAGCCUACGAGUCCAGGAAGAGUACUACAAACAGCCUUUGAAGUGUUGGAAGGUCUAGAAUAUAUGAACAAAUACCGAAUGGUUCACAGAGCACUGGCACCUCAUAAUAUUCUCCUGGAUUGCGAGAAUCACGUCAAGCUGGCUAAGUUUGGCCUAUAUCACAUGACUGGUUAUGGAGCUGAUGUUGACUUUCCUAUUGGAUAUGCUUCAUACUUAGCACCUGAGGUCAUUGCGGAAGGAUUGGUGAAGCCCAGCGAUCACACUCAGAGCGAGAGGUUUUUACCCUCAGGCCCCAAAGCUGAUGUGUGGUCCCUUGGUGUGAUACUCUUUGAACUUUGUGUGGGUCGUAAACUGCUUCAAAACUUGGGCAUUUCCGAAAGGCUAAGAUUCAUUCUAAAUCUAGGUUGUGUAGAUGACAUUAAGACUGUAAUGGCAGAAGAGCAUGGCUGCUGUGAGAUUAUUAAGGAAUUACCCAGAGAUGUUUUAACACUGUUGGGAAAAUGCUUCACGUAUCACCCUUCUAAAAGGCCCUCCCCAGCUGAACUGCUGCAUGAUGAGUUAUUCAGUGAAGUGUCUGGUUUAUACAAACCAUAUUGCAAACCCGUCAGCCUAUUUUCAUCCUCUCUGCGUUGUGCUGAUCUAAUUAUUCCUGAGGACCUGGGAACUCUCUGUAAAGGUGAGGAAUAUCUUUUGGAGCGGUCUAUUGCCGAAGUCUAUUAUCUGUGGUGUUUGGCUGGCGGAGACUUGGAGAAGGAACUUACGAACAAAGGAAUAAUUCGUUCGAAACCACCCAUUUGCACUUUAUCAAACUUUAUACUGGAAGAUGGAGAAAGCUUUGGACAAGGACGGGAUAGAAGUUUUCUCUUGGACGAUACAACAGUAACACUGCCGUUAUGCCAACUCAGAAAUAGACUGAAAGAUGUUGCUGGAGAAGCAUUCUAUCCUCUGCUGGAAGAUGAGCAGUCCAAUAUGUCACCUUCAAACAGCAACCAUGAUCUAUCUGCAUCAGCCACACUGCCGCUCAUCAUUCGUGAGAGAGACACUGAAUAUCAACUGCACCGAAUCAUCCUUUUUGACAGGUUACUGAAGGCCUACCCGUACAAGAAGAUUCAGAUUUGGAAAGAAGCAAGGGUUGACAUCCCGCCAUUAGUGCGAGGCUUGGCCUGGGCUGCACUGCUGGGGGUGGAGGGAGAUAUUCAAGCAAAGUAUGAAGGAAUUGAUAAGGAUACCCCAAUACCAACAGACCGGCAGAUUGAGGUGGAUAUCCCGCGCUGCCAUCAGUAUGACGAGCUGCUGUCAUCGCCAGAGGGUCAUGGAAAGUUUAGACGUGUAUUAAAAGCCUGGGUCGUCUCCCAUCCAGAUCUUGUGUAUUGGCAAGGCUUAGACUCCUUGUGUGCACCCUUCUUGUACCUGAACUUCAACAAUGAAGCUUUGGCCUACGCUUGCAUGUCUGCUUUUAUUCCCAAAUAUCUGUACAACUUUUUUCUGAAGGACAAUUCUCAUGUUAUACAAGAGUACCUGACUGUGUUUUCCCAAAUGAUCGCUUUCCAUGACCCGGAGUUGAGUAAUCAUCUCAAUGAGAUUGGCUUCAUUCCAGAUCUCUAUGCCAUUCCUUGGUUCCUCACAAUGUUUACACAUGUGUUUCCAUUACACAAGAUUUUUCACUUGUGGGACACAUUGCUCCUGGGCAAUUCCUCGUUUCCCUUUUGUAUUGGGGUCGCUAUCCUUCAGCAGCUGCGAGUCAGGCUACUGGACAACGGGUUCAAUGAAUGCAUUCUGCUAUUUUCCGAUUUACCAGAAAUUGAUAUUGAGCGUUGUGUUCGAGAAUCCAUUAAUCUUUUCUGCUGGACACCUAAAAGUGCCACAUACAGACAGCAUGCUCAACCACCCAAAGCUCCAGGUGAUGGCAAUGGAGCCACCAGAUCAUCUUACUACUCCUCAGACUAUCAGGACAUGCCCAAGACUGACCUGUCUCGUGAAUCUAUUAAACUGAAUGAACUGAAAGCCGAAGUAUCACCGCGGAUUUCUGCAGAAGAUCUCAUCGAUCUGUGCGAGUUGUCAGGAUCCAGCAACAUGAAGCUGCUCAACAAAAAGUCCAAGUCGGGGAAGCCAAAAAUCCUGGCGGUGGAUAUUCGCAACAACGAAGAAUUCAAUCGUGGCCACAUUAACGGCAGCAUAAAUAUUUCUUAUAAUUCUGCCUUCAGUACUGACGGUGAGCUGAUUCAGUGUGCGGCUACGUCCAUGUUGCAGAGUUUCAGGGGUCGUGUCAUUGUUGUCAUGGGCAAUGUGAUCAAGAGCACAGCUGAGUUUGCAGCUCACUUGGUGAAGCUGAGCUACCCACGAGUCUGCAUCUUGGACGGAGGGAUCAACAAGAUGAAGCCGACCGGCCUGCUGACAGUCCCUUCACCUCAGAUCUGAAUCUGUCCAAACAAAGCCUGGACAAAAGUAGCCGUCGGUGCUGGACAAGAGGAAGUUAACAUCUGUGUUAAUGCAGCGUCAGCAAUUGUGGCUGAAAUCCCAGGCUGUGUGUGGUCAUUGACUCAGUGUACUGAUGUGGUUAUA
Messenger RNA from Callorhinchus milii (elephant shark), 2919 nucleotides. RefSeq names its product TBC1 domain containing kinase (gene tbck). The coding region runs from base 103 to 2775 and encodes 890 amino acids. Gene Ontology annotation, biological process: protein phosphorylation; activation of GTPase activity. NCBI's taxonomy places the organism in Eukaryota, Metazoa, Chordata, Chondrichthyes, Chimaeriformes, Callorhinchidae. The record is from RefSeq and is a predicted model, not a curated record. The transcript has 26 exons. Gene Ontology annotation, molecular function: GTPase activator activity; ATP binding; protein kinase activity.